GUGGAGGGUGGAAUGUGUAAUGCACGGCCAGUCAUAUGCCUGACCCGGUUUUUGUCCAGGAACAGCUGAGUGGGAGCUUGGGAGAGCUUUGCAGCACCUGGGGCUCCGAGCUAUCCAACGCAAACGAAUGCACAGUCAAUGCUUCUGCUUUCCAGUAAAAGUGCAUGCAGUUCCCAGCCUGUCUGCUCUGCUGCUGCUGCUGCAUAAUCCAUAGCCAAUUUGGCCUUUUUGUCAGAAGUUUCGGCCGGCACAAUCAAACAGACGUCAAAGGGCAGUCAGUCAACCCCGCGCUACCUCUAACCACCACACCUUACACCCCUCACCACGCUUCCGCCGCCCACGACAGAAACCCUCUUCCAAGCUCCAGCUUGGCCCCAAACCGCAUGAAAUCUACUCGUCCAAACGUCCCAACCUCGCCUGCAGCUCGCUGAUAGCUUCUCGUGCCUGUGC
Molecule: messenger RNA, 450 nt
Organism: Cucurbitaria berberidis CBS 394.84
Lineage: Eukaryota; Fungi; Ascomycota; Dothideomycetes; Pleosporales; Cucurbitariaceae
Exons: 1
Coding region: 165-431 (88 amino acids)
Source: RefSeq, a predicted model, not a curated record